Molecule: messenger RNA, 1434 nt
Organism: Capronia epimyces CBS 606.96
Lineage: Eukaryota; Fungi; Ascomycota; Eurotiomycetes; Chaetothyriales; Herpotrichiellaceae
Product: mannan polymerase II complex MNN10 subunit
Exons: 3
Coding region: 1-1434 (477 amino acids)
Biological process (GO): protein N-linked glycosylation
Cellular component (GO): Golgi membrane
Molecular function (GO): glycosyltransferase activity
Source: RefSeq, a predicted model, not a curated record
AUGUCCCGGACACCAUCACCACUGCCUGGUGCAGGGUGGACAGCACAAGGUCCAAAUGAUGGCAGCUCGACACCCAACGGCUUGUACACUGGAACAAAUCUCUACAGCAGUAAUGAGGAUCAGUGGGCAGCGGCAAAGGCCAGAAGUGCCCAAGUCAGAGGCUACCCAAGCAUACAAACCAAGAAUGAGGGCUUUUUCCAACGAUCCAGGCGGAAAAUCUCCUCGACACUCCCGAUUUUCAGUCCUUACACGCCAUUGUCGGCCAAUUGGAAAGACCCAGAGAAGUUGGGUCGGAGUAGGUGGUAUCCAAGAGGUGGCGGCACUUUGUCGAAGGUCAAAACAUUUGCUGGAAAUGUUCUGCGCAAGUUCAAAUUUCUGUUUAUAAUACUGUCCGUUGUGACUUUAACCACGGUCAUUAUGUCCCAGAUGAGUGUCAUGACUAGGAUCCGCGGCAAUUCUCAUCUCGGCGGCGGGAGCAAGUUUGUCAUCGUCCUGGGAGCAAAUGAAGGAGGUGGUGUGAUGGAGUGGAAAGGUCCUAGAGAAUGGGCGAUCGAGCGGGACAGCAUUAAGAACAAACAGAGAUACGCCGACCGAUGGGGAUACCAGCUUGAAGUCACAGACAUGAGUACCAAAAAGAGAUACGCACAUGAAUGGAGGGAGAGCUGGGAGAAAGUUGACCUCGUGCGAAAUGCCAUGGCUAGAUAUCCCAAGGCCGAAUGGUAUGACAGGUUCUGGUGGCUUGACUUGACCACCUUUAUUAUGGAGCCAUCGAUAUCGCUGCAGUCGCACAUCUUCAACGACCUGGCCAACACUGUCUACCGUGAUAUCAAUGUCUACAACCCACUCAACAUCACGCAUCCCCCCGAAACAAAAUUUCUUGAUCCUGUGGCACGAUCAGCCACAGGUGACAAUCAGACGUCCUCUAUCGACAUAAUCAUCCCCCAGGACUGCGGUGGGUUCAACCUGGGAUCUUUCUUUCUACGACGAUCACCCUUUACCGACCGUUUGCUGGACAUGUGGUGGGAUCCUGUUCUAUACGAACAGAAACACAUGGAGUGGGAACACAAGGAGCAAGACGCCCUGGAGCAUCUAUAUUCCUCCCAGCCUUAUAUGAGGACGCACUUUGCGUUCAUUGACCAACGAAAAAUCAAUUCCUUCCCUCCCGGAGCCUGUGCCGUUGAGCCAAAAGAGGGUCAGCCUGUCGAGGAGGGAAAGACAGUUUUGGACCCACGCUUUCAUUAUAAAGAGGAAGAUCGCGAUUUUCUGGUCAACAUGGCCGGCUGUGAAUGGGGUCGAGACUGCUGGGGUGAAAUGUACAUGUACCGAGAGCUCAGCAACAAGUUGAAUCGAUCUUUGUGGGAAAAGUUCAAGGACUCUUGCAGUGAGACGUGGGCAAGUGUUAAGAGAAAAGUGACCUGGAGCAAGAAAGGAUGA